UUACUGUACUCACCUUAUAGCAUCCGAUUCAGUUUCAACUUCCAGCAAGUUUUAGAUUACUUUGUAACUUGUAACUCAAUGACUCAACCUCCGUCCGGCGCGCCAUCUGACAGCGGGAGUCGGAAUCCAAGGCCAUCCCGAAGGCACGCCUGUGACCGGUGUCGCAGUCAGAAGCUCCGCUGUGAUCGGACAACCCACCGGCAGGAUACAUCAAUCGCCUGCGAUCGCUGCGCUCGAAACCAUUUUGCUUGUGUUACCAGUGCUCCCAUGCCUAUGGGUCGCCCACGCUCCUUGAACCCCAAGCCUCGUUACCGUCGCAGAACCAGCAAGACGUCCGGAGACUUGGGAUCCAAGGACACCGGGACUGACUCUUCAACCCCACCAUCCUGCUCCACUGUCCAGCCAUCACCCAACCUCACCAUGGCCGGAAUGAAAAUGGACGCGAUCAAUAAUCUACCAGAAUUGGUCUUCAAUCAGGAAGAUCUGGGCUACGGCCUUGGUUUUCCGAACGGGGAUGUAUUCGACCCUACUGCUUUCGCCGAUCUGGACAUGAGUUCGCAGCCCGCAGCAGUCGGCCCCACCGAGUCCGCAGCCGCCAACCCUCAGGAGCAGAAAGUCGAGUGCUUGUGGAAGCUUCACAGCACACUACUAGAUCACGUAUAUCGGAUCGAAAGUCAGGCGAUAAACCAGAUCGACCCCUCCAAAAAUGAAUCUUUGCCUGACACGCACCCUUUUGGACCGCAAUUCUCCGACAUCGCGAAUACACAGAGUGACCAUCCGAUGCACCAGAUGAUGUGCUGUUCACAGACGUUCCUAGAGAUCGUUCAAUCCUUUGUCUCCUCUUAUCGCCAGUCGGUCUGCAGCAUCCCACCCCCGGAGUGCGCUGUCACCGACUGCUCACGCGAUUCGGAUGAUGAAUACCUUAGGUAUCCUGGCAAUCCUGGCCCAGCUUCUUUUCUAAACCCGAAUACCUCAUUCUCGUCCACUGUGCCUCCCUUCGACAAAUCUCCAGCAAUUUCCCCAUCCACUGAAUUACGAGGAGACCAAAGGAAAAUAGCAGCAAAAACCACCCUGAUAAGACACCUCGAAGACCGCGACCAGCCCUUCCUCUCGCCUGCCAGACCCAGUUUCCCAUCUGUCUAACCAUUGCAACUUGCCACGUGCUGCUUCUCCGUCUGCACCGCAGCGUUCUCACUGAUCUAUAUUCUGCCGUACAGUCCUUGGUAGCGCGAUACAGUCCCGCAGGAAACCUGACCGGCCCGCUUGCCGUCCUGGACAAUUUCGCAGGUUCUGUGCCCUUGU
This is a messenger RNA of Aspergillus aculeatinus CBS 121060, 1302 nucleotides long. RefSeq names its product Zn(II)2Cys6 transcription factor domain-containing protein. Gene Ontology annotation, molecular function: DNA-binding transcription factor activity, RNA polymerase II-specific; zinc ion binding. The record is from RefSeq and is a predicted model, not a curated record. NCBI's taxonomy places the organism in Eukaryota, Fungi, Ascomycota, Eurotiomycetes, Eurotiales, Aspergillaceae. Gene Ontology annotation, biological process: regulation of DNA-templated transcription. The transcript has a single exon. Bases 79 to 1143 code for a protein of 354 amino acids.